CUGCCUUUCAGCUGAUUAGGUAUGUUUUACGCUAUGGUGCGUUCAAUUACCCGAAUUCAGCAAACUUUUCUGGAAAAGCACCCUAACAACCAAGCAGCGCCUGCGAUCAUGGCGGACGUUGUGGCGGAGCAGAUACUGGAGCCGAAACCGCUGAAAGACCGGGAGUUAAACGGGGAGGCGGGGGACAAGGAUGAAGCCGACCCGGUAGACGAGACGGCAAAGAAGAAGAAAAAGAAGAAGAAGAAGAACAAGACCGCCAACACAGCUGUAGAAAACGAUGCGGAUGAAGUGGCCGAAGUGACCAAGCAGCUGGAAAACCAGGCGAUAGAGGAGAAAGAUAAAGAAGAGGAAGAUGGAGAUGAUGGAGAAAACUCAGCAGGGAAGAAGAAGAAGAAGAAAAAGAAGAAGAAAGGAUCCAAAACUCAAACCGAUCCCCCGUCUGUUCCCAUCUGUGAGUUGUACCCCAGCGGAUCGUUUCCCAUCGGACAGGAGUGUGAAUAUCCUCCUUCUCAGGACGGUCGCAGCGCGGCGUGGCGGAUGACCAGCGACGAGAAGCGGGUGAUGGACAAAGCCAACGAGGAGAUGUGGAACGACUUCAGACAGGCGGCGGAAGCGCACAGACAAGUCCGCAAGCACGUCCGCAGCUUCCUGAAACCCGGCAUGACCAUGAUCGAGAUCUGCGAGCGUCUGGAGGAUUGCUCCCGGAAGUUGAUAAAGGAGAACGGGCUGAACGCCGGCCUGGCCUUCCCCACCGGCUGCUCCCUCAACCAUUGUGCUGCCCACUACACUCCCAACGCCGGGGACACCACCGUCCUGCAGUACGACGACGUCUGCAAGAUCGACUUCGGCACACACAUCAACGGACGCAUCAUCGACUGUGCCUUCACUGUCACUUUUAACCCCAAAUACGACAAGCUGCUGGAGGCUGUGAGGGACGCCACAAAUACUGGAAUCAAGAACGCCGGCAUCGACGUGCGUCUCUGUGACGUGGGCGAGGCCAUCCAGGAGGUGAUGGAGUCGUACGAGGUGGAGCUGGACGGGAAAACCUACCAAGUGAAACCCAUUCGGAACCUGAACGGUCACUCCAUCGGUCAGUACCGAAUACACGCGGGAAAGACGGUGCCUAUUGUCAAAGGAGGAGAAGCAACGAGGAUGGAGGAGGGAGAGGUGUACGCCAUCGAGACGUUUGGCAGCACCGGUAAAGGCGUGGUCCACGAUGACAUGGAGUGCUCUCACUACAUGAAAAACUUUGAUGUCGGCCACGUUCCGAUCAGGCUGCCCCGGGCGAAGCACCUCCUGAAUGUCGUCAAUGAGAACUUCGGCACGCUGGCGUUUUGCCGGCGCUGGCUGGACCGCCUCGGUGAGAGCAAGUACCUGAUGGCCCUCAAGAACCUGUGUGACCUGGGCAUCGUGGACCCUUACCCCCCACUCUGUGACACCAAGGGCUGCUACACCGCUCAGUUCGAGCACACCAUCCUGCUCAGGCCCACAUGCAAGGAGGUGGUUAGCCGUGGAGACGACUACUGAUGAGCCGGCCUGUCUCCCAAACCCAGCACCGGUAUAAAGACGCAGCAGAGAUUAGUUUCAGGAGGAAGACUCAAAGAAAGGAAUGCCAAGUGAUGCUGUAGUCUACCCAUGAUGCUCCACACUCGGCUUUUAAGAAAGGACAAGCAUUCUUCUGGGUUCUUUAUCAUCAACCACAUCUUACCGAGUCAGCACGCGUCGGUGGUGGAAGCUUUGCGGUUUCCCCCGCGAUCGGCAGACUUCCAUUUUCAAAACAACAAUUAAACAGUUCAUUUUCCAGAUCAUCUCCUGUUUAUGGGAGAGGUGGUUGUGGAAACUCCCUUUCAGUUUCUGUGAGCCUCCGGCAUAUUAGUUCCCCGUAUGAGGGGGCACCAAGACAGCUUUAAAACAUGUUCAGGUGGAUGCAUGGCCAGAAAUGUGUGUACAGACUUUUCCUAACUUUAAUGCUUGGGGUGUUGAAGUAAUAAAGCAGCAUCAUGACACAGACACCUGCAGCUGUAUGUCUGGCUUCUGUUGCUAUGGGGGACUGCACUCUCGGCCCUCCGGCCUUAGUUUGAUACUUUUACAACCUCUCUGCGAUGGCUGCUGAUACUGUCUGUUCCCAGUAGAAAUGCUUCACUUUGAACUUGGAAAUGGUUUUGUAAGAAAAGCAAAUGAUUAAAGUAAUUGUUGCUCA
Molecule: messenger RNA, 2200 nt
Organism: Oryzias melastigma (Indian medaka)
Lineage: Eukaryota; Metazoa; Chordata; Actinopteri; Beloniformes; Adrianichthyidae
Product: methionine aminopeptidase 2
Exons: 12
Coding region: 22-1527 (501 amino acids)
Biological process (GO): proteolysis
Molecular function (GO): metalloaminopeptidase activity
Source: RefSeq, a predicted model, not a curated record